Messenger RNA from Camelina sativa (false flax), 534 nucleotides. RefSeq names its product DNA-binding protein S1FA2. NCBI's taxonomy places the organism in Eukaryota, Viridiplantae, Streptophyta, Magnoliopsida, Brassicales, Brassicaceae. Gene Ontology annotation, biological process: regulation of DNA-templated transcription. Gene Ontology annotation, molecular function: DNA binding. Gene Ontology annotation, cellular component: nucleus. The record is from RefSeq and is a predicted model, not a curated record.
CUUGGAUGCAAAUGAAUUAAAUACUAUAUUUUAUUUUAUUUUAUUUGUCUAUUUUUUUUGGUCUUAUGUCUGAAUCUCUUCUUGUCGGAAACACAGAUCUCAGUUUCUUAUAGAAUCUCCGACUCGUUUCUUUGCCACAUCGGGGUCUCGUAGAUUCGGAUCGUAGGUAUGAGCAGUCAAGGUUCCGCCGGAAAGGCGGCUGUUGAAGCCAAAGGAUUGAACCCGGGAUUGAUAGUGUUGCUUGUUGUUGGAGGUCUGCUUGUGACAUUCCUGAUUGCCAAUUACGUGAUGUACAUGUAUGCUCAGAAGAAUCUACCCCCAAAGAAGAAGAAGCCCGUCUCCAAAAAGAAGCUCAAGCGUGAGAAGCUCAAGCAGGGAGUCCCUGUGCCCGGUGAAUAGUACCACCAGUUUACUUUUUUCUUGUAUUGAAAAUGUCAAUGAGACUUUUAUAUGGAGUGUAGAAACGACCCUUGUUUUGCUUUCGGUAGACUUCACAAAGAUUUGAAUAUCAGCUUUUGGUUAUCCCUUCACAUA